Molecule: messenger RNA, 850 nt
Organism: Cebus imitator (Panamanian white-faced capuchin)
Lineage: Eukaryota; Metazoa; Chordata; Mammalia; Primates; Cebidae
Product: formin-like protein 5
Exons: 2
Coding region: 1-798 (265 amino acids)
Source: RefSeq, a predicted model, not a curated record
AUGUCUCCAGCCCUGGCCGGGCCCCGCUCCUCAGCUCCGCGGUCCCGGCGCCCGCCGCCCCUGGCCGAAGAAGCCAGUACCCGCCCGCCGCCGCCUCUUCUGCCAGCGCCGCGGCGUCUCUCUAGCGCUCCAAGCUGCGUCCCCAUCCCCGCCCCCACCUCAGCUGUGGUUCCUCCGACGAGUCAGGUGACGGCGGCGGACAAACCCGGACGAGCCUCCCGGAGCGCCUCGCGGCCCCCUCCCAGCUACUCACACACACCGCCCCCCGGGGCCGCGAGCUUAAAGACGUGGGGGCGCCACGCGCAAGCAUCCUCAGCAAGCGGGAGGGGAGAAGAAGGAGGCGGAGAGGAGGGGAGGCCGACACCCACCCAGUCAGCCGCCCUCCGCCUGUGCCCGGCCGCCCCUCCGCCGCUGGCUCCGCACUCCGCACGCACUGGGAGCGCGCACCCGGCACACCUGUCCGCGGACUGCAAGGGGCGCCCUGGGCCGCGAGGGCGUUGGCCAAGGCGGGCAAGUGGGCUUCUCGGGUUCUACUCGGUGAAGGCCAAGGCAAGGGCGUCGUCGUGCGCUGCCUGGCGAAGCCCAGCCCCUUCUCCCCCACACUGCCGCGGACACGCCCGCCUGCCAAAGGCGACCGAGGCCCAGAUGAACAGGGCGAUCUUACAUGUCAGAUCCUACCGGCCAGCCGCGACCGUUACCUGUGCGUCCUUAGCUGCUCAGGCUCCUCCGCUUGUCUCAGUUACCUGGGAUUCCGGGUGGGCAGGAUUUCUCUCCUCAAGUAUUCCUGGGAAUCCUUAGAGAAUGCUACCACAUCCCUCUAACCCAUCGUGGUGGCCAAUCUGCCAUACAG